Messenger RNA from Rhododendron vialii, 909 nucleotides. RefSeq lists its product as uncharacterized. NCBI's taxonomy places the organism in Eukaryota, Viridiplantae, Streptophyta, Magnoliopsida, Ericales, Ericaceae. The transcript has 3 exons. The coding region runs from base 388 to 678 and encodes 96 amino acids. The record is from RefSeq and is a predicted model, not a curated record.
UCUUUCAAGAAGUCCUCCUAUAAGAAAACAAAAAUAUUGGGAGACGGAUGCUAGUUAUUGAACUACGAGGGUUCUUAUGUAUCAGUUGAACAUUAGGGAUGUCAUCGUAGUUUUACCUAAUGGUAACCAACGAACCAUCCAACAUCGUAGUUUUAGGUUUGACGGCAACGAAGACGACGCUGCCAUGCGCUCUCUCUCUCUCUAGCCUCAGUCCGACGAACUGUCGCCGGAGGCCAACUGCCGGCCAUCCUUCUCUCUUGCCCAGCAGGAUCAUCCUAGUUUCAGUGUUAGGGCCAAUUAGAAGCCUGUUGUGCCAUAAGAGCUUGAAAGGUCCUGAAUCUUGAUCCACCAGAGCAAUCACCUUUGGUUCGUUUAGGAGAUCAAUACAUGGCGUUGAGGCGUUAUCUCGGAUUUUCUGAUGGCGAGCUGAUGAGGUCAGAUGCGAAACCUUGUACUAGGUUAAUGAGGCAAACUGCUGGGAUUUUCAGCGUUGGAGGAGCAUUUGGGUUUUGGAUUCUCUGUCGUUUGCAUUAUGGUCCUAGAAUCACAAUUCCCAGAAGCCUUAGGUGGGCAGGUUGUGGAGCCGUCUCUGUGAGUUCAACAACGGCUCUGCUGGUCCGCCUCUUCAGUCCCGAGUGUGAACCCCAGAAUAUAGCUGCUUACGACAAUAAGAAAUGAUGUUUGAUUCUCGUUUUCAUUGGAUUUUGAUGUGUGAAAAUGUCCUGUAGUCCCUUCCCUCGAGGAGGAUGUUUUUCCCAUUUCCCAGACGAACCUCCGGAACUAUUUUUUGUGAUCAUUAUCCCAAAUUAGCUUGUGAAUUACAGAAAUAUUUACUCUUCUCCUAUGAGUGUAACCUUUCACGAAUGAUUGUAUCAUGGGUGAUCAUUAUAUCUUUGCUUUGUUUCAUCA